Messenger RNA from Chiloscyllium plagiosum (whitespotted bambooshark), 2541 nucleotides. RefSeq names its product CDC-like kinase 2a (gene clk2a). Gene Ontology annotation, molecular function: protein tyrosine kinase activity; ATP binding; protein serine/threonine kinase activity. Lineage: Eukaryota; Metazoa; Chordata; Chondrichthyes; Orectolobiformes; Hemiscylliidae. The record is from RefSeq and is a predicted model, not a curated record. Gene Ontology annotation, cellular component: nucleus. Gene Ontology annotation, biological process: peptidyl-tyrosine phosphorylation; regulation of RNA splicing.
UUUUUUUAAUUUCAACGUCGGAGACGGAGAGAGAGAGAGAGAGAGUGAAGUCCGCGGACAGAAACUCGGCAAACACGGAUUUCCUGUGGGACAAACACACGGGGCUGGCUGCGAAGACGAUGCCUCGUUUGAGGCGGUACCGUUCGUCAGACCGGGAGAGCCGGGACAGUUACCAUGAACGUUACAGAAGGAGUAGACGUGGGAGACGUAGGUCGCGCUCGCGAUCCAGAAGCAGUGAUCGAGAUCGACAGCAUAGGAAUGAAAGUUACAUCAGGUCCAGGAGUAUCGAGCACUGUUCGUGUGACAGACGACUGUACAAUGAAAGGAGGUACUGUGACGCUUACCGGGGUCAUUACAGCCGAGACCAGGGAGAUGGCUACCAUGAGACGGACUACUGCUCUCGCAACUCGUAUGACUACCGUCGCUCACAGGAACGGGACAGGAGCUACAGGAGUCGGAAGAGCAGCAGACGUAAGCACAAACGGCGGCGCCGCAGAAGCAGGUCAUAUAGUCGCUCCUCCUCGCGGAGUCAUCAGAGCAGCAGAAGGGCCAAGAGUGUGGAAGAUGACAACGAGGGCCAUCUGAUCUAUCGCAACGGCGACUGGCUACAAGAACGAUAUGAAAUUGUUAACACUUUAGGUGAAGGAACCUUUGGCAAAGUCGUACAAUGUAUUGACCACCGCAGGGGUGGUUUACAGGUGGCCCUUAAAAUAAUUAAGAAUGUGGAAAAAUACAGAGAAGCUGCUCGCCUAGAGAUUAAUGUACUGGAGAAAAUUAACGAGAAGGAUCCGGACAAUAAAUUCCAAUGUGUACAGAUGUUCGAUUGGUUCGACUACCAUGGCCACAUUUGUAUUUCUUUUGAAUUACUGGGACAGAGCACGUUUGAUUUCUUGAAGGAUAACAACUACACACCAUAUCCUAUUUACCAAGUGCGCCACAUGGCUUUCCAGACUUGCCAUGCUGUUAACUUUUUACACGACAACAAGCUCACUCACACUGACCUGAAGCCAGAGAAUAUUCUUUUUGUAAAUUCCGACUAUGAAGUUGUGUGUAAUGUGGAAAAGAAACGCGAAGAGCGAGUGAUUAAAAACACAGCGACCAGGGUUGUCGACUUUGGCAGUGCCACGUUUGACCAUGAGCACCACAGCACAAUAGUCUCCACAAGACACUAUCGAGCACCCGAAGUUAUUUUAGAGCUUGGGUGGUCCCAGCCAUGUGACGUCUGGAGCAUAGGAUGUAUCAUUUUUGAAUAUUACCUUGGCUUCACACUUUUCCAAACACAUGACAAUCGAGAGCAUUUGGCCAUGAUGGAGAGAAUCCUUGGUCCAAUCCCAGCACGUAUGAUCAGAAAGACCAGGAAACAGAAAUACUUCUACCAUGGCCGCCUGGACUGGGAUGAAAGCAGCUCUGCAGGAAGAUACGUACGAGAUAACUGCAAGCCAUUGAAACGAUACAUGCUUGCCGAGAGUGAGGAGCACUGCCAGCUGUUUGAUUUGAUCGAGAGAAUGUUGGAGUACGAACCAUCCAAAAGGAUAACUCUGGCAGAGUGCCUGCAGCAUCCUUUCUUUGACUGUCUCAAAACCGAACAGAAAAACACAAAAGGCUGGGACUCCAAUCGAGACAUCAGUAGAUGACACAAAGCUGGGCUGGGGACUUCUGGGGGGAGGGGGAAGAGAGAAGAUCCUUUAUUUUGUUUGGGCUUAACUUAUUCCUUCAAACUGCUGCCCGUGUCUACCUGGGCUGCUGUCUUCAGAAUGGAUCCUUAACCUGUCAGAAGCGGAGUUUUGAGAGUUCCAGCGAUCAGCAGUGAAGCUCCAAGAUGAGAAUAGGAGAGCAGUUCCACUCCCCUCCUCCUACUGGUUUCUCUUCUGCUCACUGCACGUGUGUUUUCAUCAGAGCCCCAAACGCUUGUGCUCCACGAUGGAGAGACUCAGUAAAGCGCCUCAGUGAGACGCUACGGUGUAAAGAUAGCUGAUUGGACUGGAUGUCUUUGUAAUCAACCUGCUGUUGGGUACGGUGCCUCCUUCCACUGGGUAUGCGGCAGCUUUCAAAAUCGAGGCACUCCGGACUUUAAGGAGGUGGCUGUUGACUCUGAGUUCGCUUGCUGCUGGUGUGACUCUGAACAUCAAAUGGAAGAUUCCUCCCCACCAGAGAGAGGACUGAGCAGUGCAAGUGAUGUUUGCAACAUGUGAAUUGCACUGUAAUUCUGCAGAUCUGCUGUUGUCACAGCUCAGCACUUCCACUGUGUUUACCUUCCAGCCCCCCCCCCCCCACUGUAAAUAUCAUCUCGAGGAGAGUCUCCUGCUGGUUUAUGGGAAAAUUGCCAUGACAUUGAACUCUGGGUUGUAAAUCUUAUUCCCAUCUCCCCUUCCCCCACAAUCCCCAUGUUUACAAGGUUUCAGCAGCCGUGUUUCUGUAGAUUACUGGAGUGGGACGAUGUUACAGGGAAGGGUUGGGCACUUUUUGUGAUGGUUUCAAUAGGUUGACCUGAUAUCUGCUUUACCAUCAGUGUUUUUAUAAUAAAAAAAGCUUUGUAUUGUC